Molecule: messenger RNA, 1832 nt
Organism: Dicrocoelium dendriticum
Lineage: Eukaryota; Metazoa; Platyhelminthes; Trematoda; Plagiorchiida; Dicrocoeliidae
Source: the annotation of a GenBank genome assembly
GCCGCUAUAUACGAAAAUGUUUUCUACUGCUCCACCGCAAUCAGCUCAAAGUUGUGAAUGUUUGUGUUGAUGUCCUUCGUGAAUACGCGCGAUCAAUUUGUGUCAUCUACUCAGUUUCCGAUCACACGCUAACGCUCUACCCAACUGGUGUUUCUCAGCACACAUCAAACUCCUGUUUAUCUGCUGUACACGUGCACUACUCAUGGGGGAAAAUCUCUUUCAUCCUUGGUGCUCAGAUAAACAAAGCCGCUUUGCUUUUCUUACCGGAAUCUUGCAAUCUCAUCCAACAGAUAGUUCUGUUCUAUGUAGGGCGCUUGAAGGUCCCAGUUCCACUGUCUUUAACACUCCCCAUCACGAUUCAGAUGACGAAACGUUCAUCUCGGGCCUUGUUACGUCUUUCCUUCAAGACCCGGAAGAGUUGCUCACCUCACUCAUCGGCCAAUCGAAACUUGAGAAUGUUCGCUCAGAUACGGCAAAAGAGAUGCUACUAUCAAAGUUGAAGAGCCAAGAUGAAUUCCAACUUCAUCGGGCCUUGUCUUGCCUUCUUAGCGCUAUUUGCCGCGUAGAUCCGAACUCCCCCGUUCUUCCUUCACUCCACUGUCUGUGCUCCUUCACAAUGGAAUCUUAUGUCAGUCGAAUCAAUCAACCUUUACCUCAAGACAUUAGUGAUCACAUCAUCAACCUGUCCAAGCUACCACCACAUCAUAUCUACGUUUUUGAGUCAUUGCUGCCAACGAAACAUUUCUCCGAACUUCCUUAUGUUCCCUCAUCGGCACUCUUCGGUCCGACGACAAUGGGGUCGGGAGACAAGUUUUUGAUGGAAAUGCUGGACAUGAAGGAUGUAUCCGAGAGUGUGUUCAGAGGUGAGCGCGUUUUCUCUCCAAAUACCAGAGCUAUUUACGGAGGCGAAUUAAUGGCCCAAGCGCUGAUGGCGGCCAGCAAAACUGUCCCUGAUGGCUUCAAGUCUCACAGUCUUCACUGCUAUUUCCACGAUCGAGCUAGCGUCCACACACCAAACGACUAUCACGUGACUCGGUUCCGCGACAGCCGCUGCUUCAGCCAUCGUUUAGUGGAAGCCUUCCCCGUGGACAAGGCCAAGUCUGCGGACAUUUCCCCAUUCUUUCGUAUGGAUUGUUCAUUCAAAGUCCCAGAGGAAGAUCCGGCUCAUUUCGUGGCUCCCAUGCCGAAGGUUCCUUCGGCCGUUGAUCUAAUGAGUACUCACACUUUCAUUCAAAAUUUGCCUCCACCUCACCUUCUGCCACCCCUAUUUGAACGACAGAAACGAUCUGCCUCCAGCCACUCGAACCUUCGUUCAACACUUUCUCACCUUCGAUCGACAUUCUCCCAUGGAGAUAAGAUGCUGUGAACCCGAAUACCUGUUCCAGUUGAAGACCAAUCACAGUGGCCGUCUGCAUUUUUGGAUGCGACUGAAAGAACGACCAUCUGUGGCUCUACUGCCCUUCAGAGAUGCUCUUCUGAGUUACUUAUCAGAUGUCGUUCUGAUUUGGGCGGCUUUUACCGAACCGCGCAACGUCAAGUUCUUGGUCACCUUGAGCCAGAGUGUUUGGUUUCACAAUCAUGAUGUGUGCCCUGAGCCAGAUGAAUGGAUUCUGUAUGAAACGAAGGUUAGUUACAUUGGUCACGCGCUAACAUUAUCAUACGGGGCCAUUUGGAACACAGAAGGCUGCCUACUGGCCAGCGCUGCUCAGCAAGGCUUGAUGCGAACGGAACACAUAACCGCGCCAUCAGAUGUCCUUGAUGGACAAGUUGCUAACUGACAGAACGCAUUUAUCCUUCAUUUAUUGUGAUAUACUUUUAUCUUCAAAAUGCCC